Messenger RNA from Apaloderma vittatum (bar-tailed trogon), 830 nucleotides. RefSeq names its product interleukin-1 receptor-like 1. Gene Ontology annotation, biological process: signal transduction. The transcript has 6 exons. NCBI's taxonomy places the organism in Eukaryota, Metazoa, Chordata, Aves, Trogoniformes, Trogonidae. The annotation marks the transcript as partial. Gene Ontology annotation, molecular function: interleukin-33 binding; interleukin-33 receptor activity. The record is from RefSeq and is a predicted model, not a curated record.
GUGCUGAAUUGUCUCUGAAAUGUCGGGCCCGCCUGGGGAUUAAGAAACAACCAAUAGAUGUUGUCACAUGGGAUGUGAAUAACAACUCAGUGAAACGCUUAAAUUUUUCAAGAUUUCAGGAAAAAACUCGUUUUUUUCAAGGACAUGAUCAAGCAUAUUACAGAGAGACCACUUUGCAUAUUGCUGAAAUAAAAAAGGAGGAUCUGAAGGCAAAUUUCACAUGUGUAGCAAUGAAUCAAAUGGGCCACACAAAAGCCACAGUGACGUUACAACUCAAAGCACAAUUGUGUCUACCUAAUAUCCUCUUGAUUGCAGGAUCUCUAGUUCUGCUAGUUGCGAUAGCAGUCUCUGUUAUACUUUAUCAGUCCUUUCGAGUUGAUAUCAUCUUAUUGUAUCGGGAGAUAUUUCAGCCCUACUCAGUCAAAGACGAUGGGAAGAUUUAUGAUGCAUAUGUUAUCUAUCCCAAAAAUCACACAAGUGAAGCUAAUUUUGUGGAAUAUUUUGUUUACCAAAUCAUGCCAGAUAUUCUAGAAAGUAAAUGUGGAUACAAGCUGUGUAUUUAUGGGAGAGAUAUAUAUCCAGGAGAAGAUACAGCCAGUGCUAUUGAGAAGCAGAUGCAGAAGAGCAGACGGCUGAUCAUCCUUUUAACCAGUCAGCUGAUUAAUUGUAAAGAACACGCUUAUGAUCAGCAUAUUGCUUUGUAUAACACUCUCAUUCAAAAUGAUACAAAGGUGAUCCUGCUGGAGAUGGAGACAAUUGGGACUUACGAGAAGCUUCAGGAAUCUCUUAAGUUUAUUAUUAAGCAGCAAGAUGAAACUUCAGAAACUUGA